GGCUGCGAGCUGGGCCGCCCGCUGUUGUGGCCGCUGCUCUGGCCGAGCCUGGGCGGCUGUGGACGCUGCACCCUGGUGGAGGGGGCCGUGGACCUGCUGCGCGAGCUGAAGGCCAUGCCCGUCACGCUGGCCCUGCUGCAGUCCACCCGGGUCGGCGUGUCGGUCAACGCCCUUCGGAAGCAGAGCUCGGACGAGGAGGUCAUCGCACUGGCCAAGUCGCUCAUCAAGUCCUGGAAGAAGCUGCUGGACGCGUCUGACGCCAAAGCCCGGGAUCAGAGGGGCGCGCCGCCCCCCACCUGCUCUUCCAAGGAGGCGCCUGCGACCAAGGCACCCAGGUACUUCCAGCGGAGCCCCCGGGCCGCAGCCUGGCCCGGGCCGCGGGCAGGGGGCGGCGCGGACCCUGCAGCCAGCGGGACCUUAAGUGCCACACGCAUCUUCCGGGACGUGGGGGCCACGGACAUGAAGUACAAGAACCGCGUGCGCAGCCGCAUCGCCAACCUGAGAGACGCCAAGAACCCCGCCCUGCGGCGCAACGUGCUGCGUGGCGUCAUCACGCCGCAGGAGAUCGCCGUGAUGACGUCGGAGGAGAUGGCCAGCGACGAGCUGAAGGAGAUCCGCAAGGCCCUGACCAGGGAGGCCAUUCGCGAGCACCAGAUGGCGCGCGCAGGCGGCGCGCACAGCGACCUGCUGGCCUGCGGCAGGUGCCGCCAGAAGGACUGCACCUGCACGCAGGUGCAGACGCGCAGCUCCGACGAGCCCGCGACCACCCUCGUGGUCUGCACCGAGUGUGGGGACCGCUGGAAGUUCUGCUGAGCCCGCGGCCGGCGCGAGGCCACUUCGCCCCCGCCAGCGGCAGCUCCCCGGAGGGCUGCCCUGCGCCCGCGGCCCGGCCGUGCGCCCUGACGCUCUUGUAGCCCAGUGAUUAAACGUUUUCUUUUGUCUCG
This is a messenger RNA of Condylura cristata (star-nosed mole), 944 nucleotides long. It is a transcript of the gene TCEA2, whose product is annotated as transcription elongation factor A (SII), 2. Gene Ontology annotation, cellular component: nucleus. Gene Ontology annotation, molecular function: nucleic acid binding; zinc ion binding. The record is from RefSeq and is a predicted model, not a curated record. The coding region runs from base 115 to 813 and encodes 232 amino acids. Gene Ontology annotation, biological process: DNA-templated transcription. Lineage: Eukaryota; Metazoa; Chordata; Mammalia; Eulipotyphla; Talpidae. The transcript has 9 exons.